AUGCGCACCGCCCUGGAAGCCACCGCCGCCGGCGCCGACGUGCAGGCGGAGGCGCACGCGCGCGUGUCCGCGCUCUGCGACGCGAUCGCCGCGCUGCAGGCGCGCCUGGCCGCGCUGCAGGGGCGCGUGGAGGCGCUGGUGCCCCACAACGCCGGGUCUGUGGGGCUCUUGGAGCAGAUGGACUGGCCCCUGGAUGAUGAGGGGGCGGCCGCGGCCGACCCCGAGCUGCCCGCGGCCGCCGCCGAGGACGAGAGCGCGGGCGCAGGCCACCAUGCAGAGGCUGCGGCCCCGCGCCAGCCCGGCAGCCCCAACGGCAGCGAGGGGUUCAGCAGCUGCGAGGAGCUGGGCAGCGAUGAGCUGCUUGAGGCGCAGGAAGCCGCGCUGGCAGCUUCCGGGCUGCUGCCCAUGAGGGCGCUGCCCACCGCCGCCGCUGCCGACGACGCCGGCGGCGCGCGGCCGCGUGAAAAGGACGCCGAGUCCGCCACGGCGGCGCGGGGAGCGGCAGCACAUGACGACGAGGCUGCGGCGCCGGCCGCAGGGCAUGUGGCGGUUACGACAAAGCCUGAGGACGAUGGCAGCGAGAGGGGCGACAGCGCCCCUGUACAGGACCAGGGGCCUCCUCGCACCGCAGGCGCCGCCGCGCCGCCUGCGCCCGAGCCCGCUGCCCCCGACGCCGCGGAAGCCUCUGCCGCGGAGGCUCCCCAGCAGGCCGCCGAGGCGCCUGCGCCGGCGGGGCCGGCGGGCGCGCCUGGCGCCGGCUCGGCAGGCCUUGAAGGAGAGGGCAGCAGCGACAUCACCAGCCCCCUGAGCAGCUACGACGAGCUCGCCAGCGCGAGGUGCCGCUCGCCCGGCGCCAGCAGCGCCGGCGGCAACGAGCGCCUCGCGGACUCACUGCUCGGCGUGGGCGACGCAGGCGGCCUGCUGCUGCUCGCCGGCGCGGCGCGCGGCACGCGCGGCGGCGACGCCGCCGCCGCGGCGCCCGCCGCCGUGACGGCGCUGCCGCUCUCGAGCCUCGGCGACGACGGCGGCCGCCGCAGCGGGGGCGCGAGCGCCGGCGGGAGCUUCGGCGCGAGCAGCGGCCUGCGCUGCUCAGAGGCGAGCAUUGUGCCGCACGCGGAGGACGGCGGCGGCGCUCUCAGCCCCACAGCGGACUUCCGCCGCAGCUUCGCCGAGGCGCUGUCGGCCGCGGGCCUGCACGGCGGCCCCGCGCCGGCGUCGGCGUCAGAGUCGGACGAUUGGACGCUGAUAGAGGGGCUGGCCGCUGACCUGGAGAGGGCCGGGGAGGAUGAGGAGGAGCAGGCGGGGGCCGCGCGGCGCCGCUGA
Molecule: messenger RNA, 1323 nt
Organism: Monoraphidium neglectum
Lineage: Eukaryota; Viridiplantae; Chlorophyta; Chlorophyceae; Sphaeropleales; Selenastraceae
Exons: 3
Coding region: 1-1323 (440 amino acids)
Source: RefSeq, a predicted model, not a curated record